This is a messenger RNA of Hypanus sabinus (Atlantic stingray), 8745 nucleotides long. It is a transcript of the gene rif1, whose product is annotated as replication timing regulatory factor 1. Gene Ontology annotation, cellular component: nucleus. Bases 675 to 7850 code for a protein of 2391 amino acids. The record is from RefSeq and is a predicted model, not a curated record. The transcript has 36 exons. Lineage: Eukaryota; Metazoa; Chordata; Chondrichthyes; Myliobatiformes; Dasyatidae. Gene Ontology annotation, biological process: telomere maintenance.
UCCCCAAGGGGAAAUUCAACAUUUUUCCAGUGUCCCAUACACUUAUUGUAGCAAAACUAAUUACAUACAGUAUUUAACUCAGUAACGAAUUACAUACAGUAUUUAACUCAGUAUUACAGUAUAUUUAACAGUAUUAUAUAAGGGUUUCCCGCAUUUUUUUCUUGCUUUUCCUAACAGCUCUGACUUUGGUAGUGGGUUUAGUUUUGUUUCUGUACACCAAUUUUUUUAUAUUUCAAUAUAAUGAUUUAAUUUAAUUUUUAUGAACACAGGGUUUUGUGAACUGUAUUUUUAAUACAAUGUAUUUGGUACUUUAUUGAUUUAUAAUAUAUAUCUUCCUGUACUCUGCAUUCCUUUAUGUAGAAACUAAUAAAAAUAGUGAAGGAGAAGUAGGUCAUUACAAUCAGAUUUAAUGAUCUCCUAUUGAUGUAUGGCGGUUUGACCUGUUCCGAUCUUCACAUGCUGAUGACUGCUCGAAAUAGAGCUGCCCUGCCCUUUUGCUCCGGUUGGUGUCGCUGCUGAGGCUGGCCGUGCGCAUGCGUCGUGGUGUCUAUCCGGUUUCCAUGAUGGCGGAUCGGCUCUCAGGUGAAAGGCAGCCUGUUGAUUUUUGCGAAUGAGCAAUUUUAUACGAAUAUAUAACAUUGAACUUUGCCUGCAUUCUAGUUCUAAGCACCAGAAUGAUGGCUGCUGUUCAUCCAGCCGUUUCUGGCUUGUUACCCCUGUUGGCGACUUUGGAAGACUCAUCUGUAUCAUCUGCGGAGCAGGUUGAUGCCUACCUUACCAUAUCCAGUCGCCUUAGUGGAGAAGAUGGAAAGGAAUUUGUUGGUGCAGUUGGCAAACAGUUUACUCGGCUCUGUGAAGUACUGAAAGGUCAUCUUUCCAAUUCGGAUUUGGAACUUUGUAAUGCUGCGCUACAGGCCUUGGGAUUUUGUGUCUUUCACAGUAGUAUUAGUGCUGCGUUGUCAGCGCCUGAAGCUGAACAGUUGCUUUUGACACUCUGUGACAUUGCAGUCACCUCAUCUGAUAAAAAUACAUGUACAAGGGCACUUUGGGUAAUGGCUAAGCAGACCUUUAGUCCUGAAGUCAUUGAAAAAAAGGUUCCAAAAAUACUUUCAGCAGUGGAAACAAUAUUUGCUCGAGAUCAACAGUCAGUGGUUGUUGAACAUGAAGCACUAAAUCUUAUUGUGAGGCUUUUGGAGCAGACGCCUGAACAAAUGGGACAGCAUGCUGUUCAAUGGGUCAAGCUGCUACUUCCUCUUGUCGUUCAUUCUGCUCCCAAAGUUCGGUUGCGGGCAGCAACAGCAUUAGAAUUGGGGCUACCACUUCUGCUCCAAAAGCAGCAGGAGGUGGCAGUUGUAACAGAGCCUUUAAUGAUGUCAAAAAUUAUUCCAGAGAUGCAGAAGCUAUUUACAUCAAAAAAUGAAACAUAUGUUCUGAAGUUGUGGCCACUCUUUGUGAAGCUUUUGGGAAAGUCAUUGCAUCGUGGAGGAAGUUUCAUUAACUCUCUCCUGCAUUUGGAAGAGUUGGGGUUUCGUAGUGGCUCUCCAGUUGUGAAGAAAAUAGCUUUCAUUGCUUGGAAAAGUUUGAUUGACAAUUUUGCUUUAAAUCCUGAUAUCCUUUGCAGUGCAAAAAGGCUCCGUUUGCUCAUGCAGCCAUUGAGUUCUAUUCAUGUCAGGACUGAGGUUCUUGGCCUUGCCAAGCUGGAGGUGUGGUGGUAUUUGGCUUUGCGGCUGGGUCCACAAUUAUCUGCUAACUUUGAACAGGUGUGUGUCCCAAUGUUACUGAAUGCUUUUGGUGCUGAUGGAACUACACAUUCAACCAGCAUAUCUUGUAGAACUUCAAUCUGUACACCUACAACGCCUGCCUCUGCACAGAAGCCAGCCUUUCCUUUUCCAAGUCCAGCAAUGUCAAGAAUGCAAAAUAAUUGCAGCUUCUCUCUCAUGCCAGUAAUGCAAGCCAUGCAGCUUGUGGGAGUCGAAAUAUUACUUCACUUCCUCACGGGUCCUGCAGUCACUGAUCUAGUGAAACAGAACAAUCUUCAACUCAGCCUGGACCCUCUGCAGCAUCCGUUAAUUAACAGCCCUUCGUUCUUUUGCAAGCAUGCUGGCACACUGAUCAAUGCAGCUAAAGAUGCAUUCAUUUCUGUUGGCAAAUUGGGUGAAGAUACCCUGCUUAACCUUAUCUGGCAGCAUCUGAUCAGCUUUGUGAAAAAUGGUAUUGAUGCAGGCUCAAAGAAGGAACGACAAGUAUCAGAGCUAUUGACACUGCUACUACAGGCAUUGCAGCAGGUGGUAACUUUGGAUGCUGUCACAGCACACAGAGCUUUAGGUCUUAUAGAAGCAACUGUCAAAGGACUCCCUCAAAAGGUCUUGGGAUCACCAGCAUACCAGGUUGCCAACAUGGACAUUCUGAAUGGCACUCCAGCGCUCUUCCUGAUCAUCUUGCUCUUCCACAACAGCUUAGUGGAAUGUUGUGUGGUUGAAGAAAGAUUUUUCACUAUUCUCGAGAUUCUCGUUGGUUACGGAUUGUCUGGCCCCACGUGCUCACUGGCAUUUAGUGAGUCAGUUUUAAAUGUUGUUAACCAGUCUGCAGCACUGGCAGCAAACAAAGAGCACCUCUGGAGAAUGUGGAGCAUUGUUGUUAAUCCGCUGACUGAUCGGGUCACCCAGACAAAUGAAGUAAAUCAAGGAGACGCAUUAGAGCAUGACUUCCGUGCUAUGUACAUUGCAUUGACACUACCAAUCAACCACUUGUUUACCAAACAAAAUCUUCCUCAGUCUACAGUGAAGUCAGUGCUGAAAACAUGGGCUGAUUUAUAUAAAACAUUUGCACGUUGUGCAGCUUUGGUGGCAACAGCAGAAGCCAAUGUAUGCUGUGAGGAGCUGAGUGUCAAAAUAUUAGCAAUAUUGGAUGAUGACUCUUUUUCUAGCUUAUCUUCGUUGGAGGCAAUUGUUCAUAUCUUAAAUGUGAUGGUUGAAUGUGUUGACUUCUCGCAGUUCUCAAAGUUUCAACAAAAAGCCAACACACCACACACACCUACACACUGGUUAAAGAAAAAACAGGAGCCUCUUGGAAAUCUGACUUCAUUGCUUAAACUUCUAGUGAAAAUUAUAGAUGCUUUUCAUGAGCUAAGUUCCAAGGAAUCGCAGUUUGAAAUGUCAGCUUCUGGAAUGGUAUCCAUUGGAAGUGGCAUUGUCGGCAUUCUUUCCAAUGUCUUCACUCACCUGUCAAUGGCAUCAGCAAUUGAAGCAGUGUUCACCAGCUUAGCAGAUUCCAUAUCCAUCUUCUAUGAAAGGACAUCAAACCCGAUUAAUGGAGCUUCAAAGGUGUACACUACUCCAUUGUCCAAUAAGCUAGAGAAGUUGCAUGCAGACAUUCUUCAUUGUUUGCAGUCCCGUUACACCUCGGCCUAUGACAGCAGCUUGCUGGAACAGUUGUCAUCGCUACUCAGCACCACGUUCUUGCACAAGAACCGGCAAAUCAGGAACCAGACUGCACAGUUUUGGAAUGCUACUUUUGCCAAAGCAACAACACUAAACUACCCACAGCUGCUGAAGCCAAUAUUAAGUCGGGUCAAGCAGAAAACUCCCAUAAUUUUGCCUGGUUUUGAGGCAUUGGAGUUGACAGAAGAAUCAAGUGGCCCUUACUCAGAUCUGUCAGAAAAUUCCCAGCUGGAUGCUAAAAUCAGUGGCGUGGAUGUAAAUUCUGUUGGGAAAAGAAACUCGCUGCUAGCAAAAGCUGAACAAUUGAAAGAGAAAACAUCCCUUCAAACUCCAGCAAAAUUGAAACUAGAUUUCUCUCCCAAAACUCCACGGCGUGAAGUUCUUCUGGAGGAGGAACAAUCAUUGGACUUUGUCUUUAUACCACCUGAACCAAAGCAGAGGAUACUAACCGAGCAUCAGAAAGAGGUGUUGCAAACAAAGAGGACUGACAUUCCAGCAAUGUACAAUAACUUGGAUGCGUCUCAGGAUUCUCACUUGUUUUCCCAGUAUGCACAAUCUCAGGAAGAAAGUUUAGAAAAAUUGGCAGAAGUUGAGCAAGUGGACCAAACUUCUGAUAAGAAACAGCAGGCUGACAGUGUGGUCGCAGAAAGUGAGGUGAUUGCCCCAGUUACAAAUCAAGAAGGCACUGGAAGCAUGUUGCUUGAUCAAGAAAAGCUGCAGGAUUCUGCUGAUCAGGAGAAAAGUAGAAUUCCAAUUUGUCUAGACUCUAAAGGUUCUGGUGGCAGUGACAAACAGGAGGAAACUAGGAAUGGUGCAGUAGUUUUCCCAUCAGACUGUGUUGGAGGUGACAUUGAAGCAGUCAGCCAUGCAGAUGUCAGUGGCGGCUCCAGCUCCUCUGAUGUUGUCUCUGGGACACCACAAAAAACCAGCAGUCGUCGGCAGUCAUUCAUCACACUGGAGAAGUUUGAUUCUUCUACCCCGUGUUCCUUCAGCAAGUCACCAAUAAGUAAAUUUACUCAGGCAGCUGCUAAAGCUCCUGUUCCUCUGCAGGGCGAAAUAAUGGAGGUGGAAGAUACACCACAACUUGAAGUGGGUAAGGUUUGCCAGGAAGUCUGUCUGAACACAUCACUCUCUAGGAGUAGACGAAGUAGACGCUUAGGAAAUAAAAAUGAACAGUCAGUCAUAGAAAAGCCAACCAAACGCAACAGGACUUCUAAAAGUAUGAAGACUUCUGAAGAAGAGUCAUCUGAUGUCAAAAAAAAUUCUUCAGCUGAUAAUGUACAGGCAUCAAAAGAAAGUGAUUUACAUGAGGAUGAGUGCAGCCAAAAUUCUGAGUGUCAAACAGAUGCUGUCCAACUGGUAGUUGUUGGGGAGAGAAAGUUAGCUUCGCCUGUCAUCUUAAAGGGGAAUCCAUUAUCAGAAAGACCUCCAGGUAUGCAAGAUGAGGCUGAUGAACAAAAUUCUAGAAUAACACCAAUUAAAACACGAAGGCAAUCUUCUAGGAAGCAUUUGGAACUGACAGUGACCGAUCCAGCAAUUAAAAAGGUUAAAAUUGAGGGUUGCAAACCCCGUAAAAGAUCACAAAACGAGAGUGUGGAGUCUCUUCAGAAUGGGUCCUCUGGGAGUGAUGAGUUGAUAAAGGAGGAAAAUAAUACUAAAACUUCAUCUGACAACUCAGAAACCGAAAAGAGCAGUGCUUCAAAAACGAAUUCUCAAGAACCUCUUGUCAAAAGCCGUCCUCGCUACCUCACUCGUAGGUCAUCCCAAGGCCUAUCUGAAGCAGAAAACAGCUGCUGUGAUGUGACUGAAACUGAGAGUUCUGAAAGCAGCUCUAAGCCUCAGAAUGGGCCAAAGAAAAGGAAAGUAUUCAAGGGAAAAACAAAGACAAAGGAGCUAUCUCCUGAGAGCAGCAAGACAAAAACAGCAAAGGAACACAAACUAACGAUGGGCAGUCAGCUGUGCUCAGAAACUGAAACCGGUGAAGUUAAUAUUUUGAAGGAAAACGAGGUAGAACAUUGGGAUGCAUCAACGACACAAACUGACAAUGCAAGUGAUGUUAAUCCUGUGCAGAAAGCUAUGGAGGUUCAGACAGUUGUAGAGUCAAGUGUAGAAAUGGAUCCCAACGUGGACCCAGUUGCAUCUGAUGAGAGAGAACAGCCUGAAGCUGUUGAAAAUGUGAAAGUCGAAAGUAAUUUGGAGCAGUGCAAAUUUGAAGCAGCUAGCCCAGUGGUCAAUGUUGAACCUUUGCCUUCUGAGGCAGGAAAUUCAUCUUCUGGAAUGUCACUUAAUGAUUGCUCAAUUCCCCCUCACGAGCAGCAUACAGACAAAAAGAACCAGCAAUUAAAAGGGUGCCAUUUGAGAAGUAAAAGGACACGGAAAACUAAAAGCUGUGAUUGUUGCCAGAAUCCCUUGCAACAGCAUGGGAAGUCACUAGCUGGAAGCAAAGAAAAUACUGCCAAGCAAGAUUCGCAUUCUGAUGAGCAGAAAGAGCACGAUUCACACCUGAAUUUUUCAGUAUCUUCUGCAGAGAGAUUAUCAGAAAGUUCUGAGUUGAUUAAUACUGGAAAUGAUGACAAUGGACCAUGUGCAUUCAGCACACCCAUAAAUGAGAACAGUGCAAAACAUCCUUUUGGUCCAUCCUUCAGUAAGGUUGCAUCUAAAGGGGAAUCCACUGAAGAAAAAUGCGUUUUACCAGACUUAGAAGCCUCUGUAGAGCAGAAAGUGGAGCCACCGUCUGCAGAGCAGAAAAUAGAAGAAGCUUCGGAUUGUGGAAAGAAUGAGCAAGUGGAACUGACGGAGACAGGUGACACUGCAAAUUGGAAGUGUCAUCCGUCAGAGCUGGUAGCUGAGCCAGUGUCAGAGCCAGUAGCUGAGCCAGUGUCAGAGUCGGUAGCUGAGCCAGUGCCGGUGCCAGAGCCGGUAGCUGAGCCAGUGCCGGUGCCAGAGCCGGUAGCUGAGCCAGUGCCGGUGCCAGAGCCGGUAGCUGAGCCAGUGCCAGAGCCGGUAGCUGAGCCAGUGCCAGAGCCGGUAGCUGAGCCAGUGCCAGAGCCGGUAGCUGAACCAAUGACUGAUAAUGCUGCCGAGCCUGCUGCUUUGUUAGGUGAGCCAUCAGUGAUUAAAGAAACUCAGGAUGACAGCUGUGUUUUAGACCAUGGUCAAGUGACUAAGGCAAGUGAGUCUGCCCCACUUGACAAAGUGACUGAUGUACUGGCUGGACCAGAUGAGAGUGAAGAGCCGAGUGCUGUCGACAAGUCUACGCAAGGUGAACCGGAAACUGCAGUGCAGUUCAAAGAUGUGGAACCUGGCGAAAAUGAAGAGUUACAAACCGAGACACAAAUAACUGCGACGGUUGAUCUCCCCGAGCAGGUGAUAUCUGAUAAUAAUGAACACAAGUCAGAGCAACUCAUGGAAUCACCACAGAAGAUAAAAAAUGAUAGCAUGUUUCUGACAGGUUCAAUGCACAGUCCUUCAGGAAUGCAGGCAUGUUGUGUCUGGUCACCUACAGCCUCGCCUUCCACAAGUAUUCUUAAGAAAGGAAUUAAGAGGCAGACUGAAACUGACUCUCCUUCACCACUGAAUAAGAUCCGUAGAGUUUCAUUUGCAGAUCCAAUUCAUCGGGAAGGCUUGGCAGAUGAUAUUGAUCGUCGUAGCCCAGUAGUGAGAUCCCAUUCUUCAGGAAGUUCCCCUGCAUUAAAUCACUCAAUCUCUAAUGGUUCUAUUCGCUCCAGUUUUCAGUACAAGUACAACACUACUCCAACAAAAGGAUUCCAGAGUCCAAGUGCUCGCAAUUCAGGCUGUAAGAGUUCGAAGAAAUGUCUGAUCUCUGAAAUGAGCAAAGAGUCUGUGACAUCAUCUUCAGCACGUGUGUAUCCUGCUCUGGUCAGCUGUUCUUCACCUGUCGAAACCAUUCUACCUCAGCUUGCUUCUAAUAUGUGGGCCCGAGGUUUGGGCCAACUUGUAAGAGCUAAAAACAUCAAGACUAUUGGUGACCUGAGUUCGCUCACAGUGGCUGAAAUUAAGUUGCUUCCGAUCCGUUCCCCAAAAGUAUUUGUUGUAAGAAAGGCUCUCAAAGCCUUUUAUGAAAAUCAGAGAAAAUCUCUUGGUUUAGAAGAAGACAACGUAUUUGAAGGUGAAAAACUGGUAAUUGGCACAGAGGACACCAUCAACUCCAGUGCUGAUGAAGAAAAGCUGGCCACAGACUUAAGUGAGACUGCUGCACCUCCUGUUACUCCUCCUCCCCUCAUCUCUGAAGUUAAUGCCCUCCAUGCACGCUUUUUCUCUGAGAACUUGAAUGAGCACUCUGGGGGCCAACUCUUCACGAUGCAUCAUCAGCUGAGGGGUAUGAUGGACUGCAUCAUGGUAAACCUGCAGUCUCGUUGGAGGUCCCCACCACAUGAAGCUGCAGACUGAUGGUGUCAAGCUGUGUGAACUGGUAAAACUCGUCUUAAUCAGUGGAGGUUAUUAAGCUGCCACAUCCCAUCCCCUUAAAGCAAGCUACAGCUCAUUAUCGGGUAAUUAUUUGCCACAGUGUUUCAUCCCAGCUUUACUCAUGAUAAAUAGCAGUCUUACAUUAUACUCAGGUGUGUCCUGUUACUCUGUCUCCAUUUUAAGAAUUGUGACCUUGAAUUCCAGCCUUACCUGGUGUUCAGACUUCAUUUUUCUUGAGGAUAUCCUGGUAAAAGUGGCAUUGGUCAUUGGGAAUAAGAAAUCAGCCGUGAACAGCACCUUCUCUAUAGAAGCUUGUCCUCCUCUUGACUGCUCUGGGUGGUUUCAGAAGGAGCAAUUUUCUUGGUAAAUGGGGGUAAGGUGUGAUGAGGAUAUGGUAUAAAGGAGUUGCCUAUAACUAAGUGUUAUUUUGAUAGACUGCUUUAUAGAAAGAUAAAGUCAGUAGUAAUUGCAGAGCAACAGUGGGAAAACGGAUGGAAUGAUCUUUCAUAGAAGCAGUGGGAUAGAAUAAUAUAUAUACUAAAAAGGACCACACAAGGAGAUUUCAAUGAGUGUCUCAUUGCCGUUAUGUACAUUGGGAGAAGUUAUAAAAAAUGUAUUGGAAAUUUUCUGCAAGGAAAAUAAUUUUGUGAUGUUAAAUUAUAUUAUUUUACCAAUAAAAUUUUGCAUUUUUUUUGUGAACAGAAUACAACUGUUAUUUCUCUCUCUCUGGCCGUUUCUUUUAUAGUGAUGUCUUAUAGAUGCCAGAGUAAAUUCGUGCACAGGAACAAAGUCUGAGCUGCACAUUUAAAAAAAAAACUUUUUUUUUAAACCUGUGCUUGAGCUCACUGUAUACUCUUGUACAAAUAAAAACCAUUAC